CAUUGUUUCGUUAUUGUGUCGUUAAUCGCAGCUAAGACUUUCUUCUGUGCCUUUGUUUUCAGUAUUUUUCUUCUUAAGUUUGCUUUAUUAUAAAGGAUUUUUCUACAAAAUGUCUGAAAGCGAAACCAGUGGUUGCGAAGAGUAUUUCGAUUUGAUGACAAGUGACUCUGAAAUUGAGUCUGAUGUACGUAGUCUUAGAGAAAACGACUAUGAACCUGAGGUUGAUAUAGCUUUACUAACUCUCUCCCACCCGGCUGCCGCUUCUGACAAUGAUUUCGAAAUGGAGAAUUUAGAUCGGAUGACAGGUGACUCUGAAUAUGAAUCCGAUCUAAGUAUUUUUGGAGAUGAAUACUAUGAAUCUGAAGAUGACUUGGAUUCUGCAAGUCAAUACUCCCUCUCCAGUUCUGAUGAUGAAGACUAUGAACCUGAACAUGAUGUAGUCACUCCUUCCACCUCGGCUGCACAUUAUGACAGUGAUGAUGAAAUGGAAGAUCGGGACUACCGGGAAGUUUUUUCACCAGAAGAACCUCAACCUUUUCCUUUUUCUUUUCGUGAGGUACCUGGCCCAAAACAUAUGCCGCCUCCCGAUUCUCCUCCGAUCGUUUAUUUCUAUCUGUUUUUCACCAGUACUUUGCUGUCUCUUAUGGUGGAGGAAACCAAUCGAUAUGCGCAGCAAGUGUUAAAUGGCAUGGGGAAUAACGUACCGUCUUAUUUGAAGAACUGGACCAAAGUCUCUGUUCCAGAGAUGAAAGGGUUUUUGGCGUGUAUUUUAAAUGUAGGUCGCAAAGAAUCAUCAGAUCCAGCUAGAUACUGGUGCACUUCUCCCAUCCAAUCUGAUUCGUGGUUUCGGGAAAUGUUAUCUAAACAGCGUUUUUGUCAAUUGGUAAGUUUUUUCCAUGUCGUCGAUGAGAGUAAGUUGCCUGGGCGUGGAGAAUCUGGUUAUGAUCCGUGUGCCAAAUUCCAGCCUCUUUUGAAUCAUUUGAACAGAGUCUCUCAACACCAUUACACUCCUCAUCAGGAAAUAUCCAUUGACGAAAUCUAUCUGGGUUUCAAAUUCUGGAUGAUGAUCGACUCAGUAUCUAGCUACUGCUUGGGAUUUUUCCAUUUUGAACGGGCCGAGUCUCAGCAGGAGGAUCACAGCAUCUCAGAAUUAGGUUUAGGCUGUACUGUUGUGCAAAAACUGUUCGAGAUUGGUAUUUACCUGAACAAAGGGUACCAUUUCUUUAUCGACAGAUGUUUCAUGUCGGUUCCCCUUGUUCAACGUCUGUAUUCUCUACAGACUUAUGUCACUGGAACUGUUCGGGGGAACCAGAAAAUGCUACCCAAACAGUUCAAGAAGAACUUUGCAACCGGAGAAACAUUAUAUUUCCGUUCUGGUCCCGUGUUAGCCUGCGGCAUUAAAGAGAAGCAGUCACAAAAGAACCCUAUCUUUAUAUUAUCCAGCCACGCAUGGGCACGAGAUGUAGAAGUAAUUAGAAAUGGAAAGGCUAAAAUAAAGCCAGAAAUAAUUCAAAAUUAUAACAAAUAUAUGAGCGGGGUCGAUAUAUCCGAUAUGGUGUUAUAUGUAUGUUUUGAUAAAAGUAGGUCAACGAAGUAUUGGAAGAAUUUAGCUUUCAACGUCAUAGCGAGGAUGGCGUUGAAUAGCUACAUGCUUUACAAAGAGAAUUUUGCGGGACGAGGGAGAGUGAAAUCUCGAGACGCGUAUCACGUGGCCGUAAUCGAGAGCUUGGCGGAGGAGUGGAUGGCCACCAAGUUGACUACAAACAACUCUCACGAACCAGAGGCUGGAGAAACUUCCGCGAAGAAGGAAAGCCCGUAGCUGUGUGUGCAUCAGUAGUAGCUUAAGGAGGCGGUCACGAACUGUUUGCACAAAUUGUAAGGAUAAGCUACAUGAAAAACGUUUCUGGAAGCGUAAAUGCUAACAACAAAGGGAUCUGCACAGUUUAAUAUAAUUCUGUAUUAAAGAGCUAUAAAUGCAUAAAUUUUACAACAAAUUGUACAAAACGAUAUUUGUUUACGUACAGAUUUGGCCCUUGACGAUUUGAUUUUGUAUUUUUUAUGUAUUUUGAAAUAUAAUUCUAUAGUGAUAUUGAUUGACAUACAUUUGACGUCAUCACAGUCGGCAAACAGAGAUGAAUGUAAAAAAAAUUGGAUGCAAGCGGAAAU
Molecule: messenger RNA, 2166 nt
Organism: Centruroides sculpturatus (bark scorpion)
Lineage: Eukaryota; Metazoa; Arthropoda; Arachnida; Scorpiones; Buthidae
Product: piggyBac transposable element-derived protein 3-like
Exons: 2
Coding region: 110-1819 (569 amino acids)
Source: RefSeq, a predicted model, not a curated record